AUGGGUAGCGUUGAGCAAGAUAACGUUGAGUCCACAAAAAAGCGACGGAUCAAAGACUUCAAUUCCAUGCCAAAAGAUAAAAGUUAUCUCAUCCGUUCAAGGGGGAAAAAAAGAAAGUUAUCUCAUCCAUUUCACGAGAGUUUCCCAUUGGGUUUGAGCUCUACAAUGGACACCAUCACAUCAAAUCAAUUCAUCAGAGACAAUGAAACAAUAAGCUCAAACAGCAGUGACUUCAAGCUUGGAUUCUUCAGCCCACAAAAUUCCACAAACCGGUAUGUAGGAAUCUGGUAUCUUUCUGAAUCUAACGUCAUAUGGGUGGCUAACAAAAACCAGCCACUGGUUGAUGGUUUUGGUAGUGUCACAGUCACCAAGAAUGGGAAUCUUGUGAUAUUGGACAAACGAAAUAAGAGUAUUUGGUCCACAAAUGUCUCACAUAUUCCGAUCAAUUCAACAGUGAAACUUUCCAACAGAGGGAAUCUAGUCCUCUUUGAUGACAACACAAGAGACCAUGUGGGAGAGUUCCAAGAUCCUUCUAAUCUUCUAGUGCUAGGGAUCAAGCUCAGUAUCAAUAAAAUAAACGGGAAAAAGGUGAAACUUACAUCAUGGAAAAGCGAUUCUGAUCCAUCGAUCGGAUACUACUCUGCUUCUCUUGAAAGGCCAAAUGCUCCUGAGGUCUUUUUCUGGUUUAAUGGAACUCAUCCAUAUGCUCGAACUGGUCCAUGGAAUGGGAGGACUUUUAUAGGAUGGCCAAAUAUGUCAAAUGAUUAUCUAUAUGGAUGGAGAGUUGGAAAUGAAGAUGAUGGAACUGUUUUUCUAAACUAUGAUUUUGGAAGUGAUGCUGCCUUUGCAGUUGUUGGCUUGAAUCCACAAGGCCAACUUUGGGUGGCAUUGUGGUAUAACAAAAGGGAGGUUUUGAGAAAGGUGUUGAAUGGCACCUACUGUGAUUUGUAUGGCACAUGUGGGGCAUUUGGAAGCUGCAAUUCACAAAGUUCAGCAAUUUGUAGCUGUUUGCAUGGUUAUGAGCCAAAGAAAGUAGAGGAAUGGAACAGGCAAAGUUGGACUAGUGGAUGUAUGAAAGUGCCUGACUUUUUGGUGAGGUCAACAACUGCUACAGAAGAUAGUUGUAGGACAGAGUGCUUGAACAAUUGCUCUUGUGUGGCGUAUGCAUAUGACUCAAAUGGUAUUGGAUGCAUGCAAUGGAGCGGGGACUUCAUUGACCUGCAAAGAUUCUCAACUGGAGGCGUUGAUCUUUACAUUCGUGUGCCUUUAUCAGAACUUGAAACACAUACACACAAAAGAAGAAUAAUUGCAAUUACAGUGACCGUAGGAAUUAUUACUUUAACUGCAUUUGCAUAUCUCCUAUGGAAAUUGACAGCUAAAUUUGCAGGUGGGAUAUAUUUACGUCGUCAAUCUCAAAAAAUGAUUAGUCAACAUCAAGAAAUCAAAAUGGACAAUGAGGUUUCACAUUUUGACUUUGAAGAACUUGAAAUUGCAACAAACAACUUCCACUCAGCAAACAUGCUUGGACAUGGUGGUUUUGGUUCAGUGUACAAGGGGCAACUGAAAGAUGGCCAACUAAUCGCAAUUAAAAGACUUUCAAAAGAAUCAAGACGAGGGCAAGAAGAGUUCAUGAAUGAGGUUGCAGUGAUUUCAAAAAUUCAACACCGCAAUCUAGGAACUUUAGGCUGUUGCAUUGAGCAACAUGAAAAAAUGUUAAUCUAUGAAUACAUGCAAAACAAGAGUUUGGAUACAAUUCUAUUUGAUCCAAUCAAAAAGAAAGAGCUAGAUUGGCAAAAACGUUUUAAAAUUAUUGAAGGGAUCUCUAGGGGCUUGCUUUAUCUCCAUAGAGAUUCUAGAAUAAAAAUCAUACGUAGAGAUUUAAAAGUCAGUAAUAUCUUGUUGGAUGAAAAGCUAAAUCCAAAAAUAUCAGAUUUUGGAAUGGCUAGAAUAUUUAGAAGCAAUGAAGAUCAAGCUAGAACUAGAAGAGUGGUGGGGACAUUUGGCUAUAUGUCUCCUGAAUAUGUAAUGCAAGGAAAAUUUUCUGAGAAAUCAGAUGUUUUCAGUUUUGGAGUUCUAGUGCUAGAGAUUGUUAGUGGAAAGGGCAACUCAAGCUUUCAUAACAUGGAGGGAUCUCACACCCUAUUAGGACAUGUCUGGAAGCUAAAGAAUGAACAUAACCUUAUGUCCUUUAUAGAUUCAGAUAUACACAAUCAAGGCUUAAUUGAUCUGCCAAUGGCAAUUAAACCGAACCACCAAAGGCGAUGGAAACAACCUACCGCCAAUGACUGGAAUGGGAUAGCAAACUUUCACUGGGAUCAGAUCAAUAGUGAGAAUGAGGAUUGGAUGACUGACUUCCAUCAGGAUCGAACAGACGAUGACGACAAGGAUUAG
Prosopis cineraria is the source of this 2391-nucleotide messenger RNA. Its product is annotated as G-type lectin S-receptor-like serine/threonine-protein kinase At1g11330. The record is from RefSeq and is a predicted model, not a curated record. Gene Ontology annotation, biological process: recognition of pollen; protein phosphorylation. Gene Ontology annotation, molecular function: protein serine/threonine kinase activity; ATP binding. NCBI's taxonomy places the organism in Eukaryota, Viridiplantae, Streptophyta, Magnoliopsida, Fabales, Fabaceae.